Molecule: messenger RNA, 3319 nt
Organism: Drosophila simulans
Lineage: Eukaryota; Metazoa; Arthropoda; Insecta; Diptera; Drosophilidae
Gene: hth
Product: homeobox protein homothorax
Exons: 7
Coding region: 300-1100 (266 amino acids)
Biological process (GO): positive regulation of transcription by RNA polymerase II; positive regulation of cell population proliferation; animal organ morphogenesis
Molecular function (GO): RNA polymerase II cis-regulatory region sequence-specific DNA binding; DNA-binding transcription activator activity, RNA polymerase II-specific
Source: RefSeq, a predicted model, not a curated record
UAAAUAAAAAAGAAAGCAAAAUCAAGAAGCAAAGCGUUCAAAAAGCAAAGGCUUCCCAAUACAUGAAAAAAGUGCAAAACAUAUAUAAAAAUCCAAGAAAAUAAAAUCCAAAACUCAAGAACUGGAAAAGCCAAGAGCAAAUCUACGGACUCCACACGGGCAGCUACAGUAGAGCUUCCCUAAAACCGAAGCAGUUGCAGCGGCGGAGCGGGACGUCGGUCAGUGUGUUGCGCCCCCAUUUGUUGUUCCUACUGUAAAAAGUGGCACAAAUCGGGUUAGACGUCGCUCCCAGAGCAUUAAUGGCUCAGCCCAGGUAUGACGAUGGCCUACACGGCUACGGCAUGGACUCCGGAGCCGCAGCAGCGGCCAUGUACGAUCCACACGCCGGUCACCGGCCGCCCGGACUGCAGGGCCUCCCCUCGCACCACUCUCCGCACAUGACGCACGCAGCGGCGGCGGCGGCCACAGUGGGCAUGCACGGCUACCAUUCGGGGGCCGGGGGUCAUGGAACACCUAGUCAUGUAUCGCCGGUCGGUAAUCACCUAAUGGGCGCAAUACCCGAAGUACACAAACGUGAUAAGGAUGCGAUUUAUGAACAUCCGCUAUUCCCGCUUUUGGCGCUGAUCUUUGAGAAGUGCGAAUUGGCCACAUGUACGCCGAGGGAGCCCGGUGUGCAAGGUGGCGAUGUCUGUUCGUCGGAAUCGUUCAACGAGGAUAUUGCAAUGUUCAGUAAACAGAUAAGAUCACAGAAACCCUAUUAUACCGCAGAUCCCGAAGUCGACUCACUGAUGGUGCAAGCAAUACAAGUACUUCGGUUUCACCUUUUAGAAUUAGAAAAAGUACACGAGUUAUGCGAUAACUUCUGUCAUCGGUAUAUAUCGUGUUUAAAGGGUAAAAUGCCAAUAGAUUUAGUGAUCGACGAACGGGACACCACCAAACCACCGGAGUUGGGAUCGGCGAACGGAGAAGGGCGCAGCAACGCCGACUCCACAUCGCACACCGAUGGAGCUAGUACACCAGACGUUCCCAGCACCCAAGACUUUUCACCGCUGGAGGAGACCUAUGCCAGCUAUCGCAUCAAACACGAGGCGGACUUUUAGUCCCGCCCGACUUUUCCCCUUCGACCCCUCAGCAGUUCUCUAUGAAUAUACUGAAAAUCGAUCUAAUAUAGAGAUAACGCUUAGCCAUGUAGUUUGUAACUAAAGUCAAGUCUAGGCUGCGCUUAAAAGAAUUCACUCGCAAGUAAAAGAGAGAGGAGCAAACGCUAAAAGUAUAGUUAAUUCCUAGAAACUUCUAAACAUAUUUUCUAUGCUUAGUUUUCAAUUUUUUUUUCUAUAUGUUUUCGGGAAUUUUUCACUUUAGCAAACGUGUAUACGAUUUUUCAAAAACAAAACGUCCUUUUUCCCUCCUCGUGUUUUACAACGCUGGAGUGAACUUGCCAAAUAAUAAAUAAUCGCAAAAAAACAACGCUAAAUGAGAAUAUUAACUAUUUUCGUUGAACUUUUUUGUUUAACUCUGAACAUGCAACGCAUAUACGUAAAAAGAGAUACCAGAAAAGAAACCCCAACCUGAGUUCAAAUGCAAAGUAUACGAAUAAAACUUUAUUGUUUAUUAAAUAAUGAAAAAUGAAAUCGAAACAAAAACUUAAAGUUAAUUUAAUUAAUUGAGGAUUGCAAUGCGCCUAUACGAACGACAUUUUAAAUGAGCCGAUACCCUUCAAGAACAAUGAUAUACGUAAAUCAACAGCAACAACUAAAAACUAAACAAACUUUAAGCAUUUACUAAAGCAAAUCGAAAACUACGCGAUACUACUAUUAUAAAAUAAACAUAAAAGGAGAAAGCUAAUGUAAUUUAAUUGAAUUAGGGAGCCGUGGAGAAACUUAGAGAUCCCACGCUCUCCUCCCCCAAUUGUAUACUAUAGCGUACGUUAUAUAGUUCUUAGUCAGGCCCCAAAUUCCCCAAUUUCCCCCCACGUAGGAGUUGUAUGCUAGGCGAACCCCUAAGCUUGCAAGCGAAACUCAAAGAUACGAAAAUCGUUAGCAACAAACCCCUCUUCUAGCUACCAAAACCAACCAACAAAACACUUUCUACUGCUAAUUUCUACUACUAUUUUGAGUUGUAGACCUACUAAACCAACAAAACUACAAAAAAUGUACUUAAAUCGAACUGCGAACAGUCGAUCGCAGUUCUUCAGCUAUAUGGGCAGUCAUUUGUAUACUUAGACUAUAGUCGAACCGAUUCCCAGCGGUUUAUUAUAGCCAACUAACUAAAAAACAACAACAACGUGAAAAGCUUUUGUACUAUUUUUUCAAAACUACAAAACGAAAACUUCUUGCAAAACUAUAAAAAAUUUGCAACAAAAAAAUUAAAAUAGUUGUUGUACUUUGUCUCAAACCCAAAAAAAACAAAAACUUGUAUGUAAGAAACUAAAAUUAAACAUGAAAAAUUGCUGUAAUUAUGUAAUAAUUUUUCUGUUAGCAUAAUUCGCCGCUUUUUAGUUAAAAACAAAUCAAAACACUGUUGCAAAAAAGGAGAGAAAAUACGAAGAUGAACACUUUGUUUCCUAUGAGUUUAGUGUGAGCUUUUUGCAUUUCGUUAAAUAUUAUUUUUAAUGAUUUUUGUAUUAAAUGUUUUGCUACCAAAAAAAUACAAAAAUGAAAAAAAGAAGCAAAAUUUUUAUUGUUGCAUUGUAAAAAUAAACUAAAAAUACAAACACAAAUACUGAAACUGAAAUACGUAAUUGCUUUAGGUGAUAUUUUAUAAAAAUAUAACACAAGUAAAAAUAAUAAUAAAGAACUAAGAUUAAAAAAUGAUGCAAAAUAUAUACGUAAUAUGUUUUAAAAAUCGAAAGAAGGCGCUUUUUUGCUUUUUACUAUUUUUAAAAUAUAAAAUAAAUAAAUAAAUUAACCAUAAUUUGAGCAUACAUUUUUUAAUAAUUAUUAUUAUUGUUUUUACAAAUAAAACGUUUUAUUUAGUUUUUAGCAAAAUUGUAAAAUGAACGUAAAUGUUAAAGGAAAUGGAGAAGAGAAAACGCAAUCAAAAAUUGAGAGAAAAGAGAAAAGUAAAAUGAAAAUCCAACACAAAACAACCAGCAACUUCUAUACGAUAUACGAAUACAUUUUAAUGUAAUAUUUUUAAUUAUUUAUAUGUAUACUAAUAAUAUAAUUAAAACAAGGAAAAACAAAAACACAGAAGAAUUAAGUAAAAACAAAAAACUACAGAGUAAAGUUUAAAGAGUUAGCCAAUAAAUAUAUGAAACAAACGAAGAAACAAAAACAACAAAAAAAACCAAAAUAUAUUUGAAAAGUAUAAAACAAAA